AUGAAUUCUAAUUGUAAUACCGAUAGUUUCAAUGACGAUGAAAUGUUUCUUAUUUCAUUAAAUCGACGAGUACCAUUGCAACAUUUGAGUUUCAUGUAUUUUCUUGAUUGCAAACUGGAUGAACUUAUUUCAAAGAAAUAUGAUGAUAUAUCAAAUAUGGUCCAGGUGACAUAUGGAGUCAAAUAUGAUGGUUCAUUGAUACAAUCUAUUUUGAACUUACUAAAAUCAGAUAACAUCUCGUUACGUAUAUUUUCAUCGCACAACAUCGAUGAAAUCAUUAACGAUUACUCUAGAGAUCAUCGCUUUCUUACAAUGGCUUCAUUACAUACUAUAAAACCAUUUACAACAUCGUGUCUAUAUUGUAAUCUUCCACUGAAAUUACAGUUUAAAGAGAAAGUCAAUGUUUUUCUCAUGGAUCAUAUAGAUAUUGGGGCUAUUUUCAUUGCUCGAUGCUGUCAUGUUGAAUAUCAUACUAAUAGUUAUGUCAAAGGCUCAAAACGUUACGUUAGUCGUCAGUCUUUCUACAACCAAAAAUAUAUUCAUUUCGGUGAUUUGCUUAAUAUGUAUGCCGGUUUCGAAAAUUUUUGUGGUGCUUAUAAUGAUACAGUAGCAUCAGUAUCAUCGCAAAAUGCUCGUGAUAAUGUUUUUGACUUAAAAGACGCACCAUUGUUAGAGCGUCGACUGUUUGAAAAUAUCUGGUUAAUUUAUUCAACGGCAUUAUCAAAGCUCUUCCUGUCAACAGAUACAGAAAUUGAAAUUCCAUAUCAUCUUAGCAAUCGUGAUGAACGAAAUCAUUUUUUUGCUUCCCAAAUAAGUCAAUUAGAACGUGACAUUAUUCUAUACUGGUCAAACCAUAUGUUGAAAUUCAGUUGUGGUAAUCAAUGCUGCAAAGCAAUUGUUAUCGAUGGAUUCCAAAAGCCUGAUCGUUAUAUUUGCAAUUUUAUGCAAGAACUCAUUUAUUCGGAAGAGUUGGGCAAGAUUUUCUAA
Adineta ricciae is the source of this 987-nucleotide messenger RNA. The record is from the annotation of a GenBank genome assembly. NCBI's taxonomy places the organism in Eukaryota, Metazoa, Rotifera, Eurotatoria, Adinetida, Adinetidae.